This is a messenger RNA of Nycticebus coucang (slow loris), 2924 nucleotides long. It is a transcript of the gene SUDS3, whose product is annotated as SDS3 homolog, SIN3A corepressor complex component. Gene Ontology annotation, biological process: negative regulation of transcription by RNA polymerase II. Lineage: Eukaryota; Metazoa; Chordata; Mammalia; Primates; Lorisidae. Gene Ontology annotation, cellular component: Sin3-type complex. The transcript has 12 exons. Gene Ontology annotation, molecular function: histone deacetylase binding. The record is from RefSeq and is a predicted model, not a curated record. The coding region runs from base 154 to 1377 and encodes 407 amino acids.
CUCCUCGGUGCUUGGGGUCCUGACCACAGCCAGGCCUGCCCGAGGCUUUGCCUAACUCUAGAGAGUCUGCCUCCGUUCCUUUCCCACUGCCCAUUGAGGAUUUUAAGACGGCGAUGAAAGGGCUGAAGUUGUGGCGAAGGGGGCGUCUGAAGAAUGGCAGACUCAGGCCGUCGUCGGGCAGCUCGCGACCCGGAAGUCGCCCGCAGAGCGAGGCCCCCGUUGCCGAGCGCGGGCGCGGGGGGCGGAGCUCGGCGGAGACGGGGAAGGGGUCGCCGCGGCUCCCGCUCCUCGAGUUGGGGGCUCUCUCGGGCGCUGCUAGGCGGACGUGGAGUCCUUAGGGCGGGUGGCCGCGGUCUCCCGGCGACGCGCUCAGCUGUGGCCAGAGGGGACAUGAGUGCAGCGGGGCUGUUGGCUCCGGCUCCGGCCACGGCUGGAGCGCCGCCGGCUCCGGAGUAUUACCCGGAGGAGGACGAAGAGCUGGAGAGCGCCGAGGACGACGAGCGCAGCUGUCGGGGCCACGAGUCGGACGAAGACACCGAGGAUGCUAGUGAAACUGACCUUGCAAAGCACGAUGAAGAAGACUAUGUAGAAAUGAAGGAACAGAUGUAUCAAGACAAACUGGCUUCUCUCAAGAGGCAGUUGCAACAACUACAGGAAGGUACAUUACAGGAAUAUCAGAAAAGAAUGAAAAAACUCGAUCAGCAGUACAAAGAGAGGAUACGAAAUGCAGAACUCUUCCUCCAGCUGGAAACCGAACAAGUGGAAAGAAAUUACAUUAAAGAAAAGAAAGCAGCAGUGAAAGAAUUUGAAGACAAGAAGGUCGAGCUGAAAGAGAACCUGAUUGCUGAGCUAGAAGAAAAGAAGAAAAUGAUUGAAAAUGAAAAGCUGACGAUGGAACUGACUGGAGAUUCUAUGGAAGUGAAACCUAUCAUGACCAGAAAGUUGCGGAGGCGACCAAAUGAUCCUGUCCCCAUCCCAGACAAGAGGAGGAAACCUGCUCCUGCCCAGCUAAACUAUUUGUUAACAGAUGAACAGAUCAUGGAGGAUCUGAGGACAUUAAAUAAGCUUAAGUCACCCAAGAGACCAGCUUCUCCAUCCUCUCCUGAACAUUUGCCUGCCACACCUGCAGAGUCUCCAGCCCAGAGAUUUGAAGCUCGGAUAGAAGAUGGCAAACUGUACUAUGAUAAAAGAUGGUACCACAAGAGCCAAGCCAUCUAUCUGGAGUCAAAGGACAACCAGAAACUGAGCUGUGUGAUUAGCUCUGUCGGAGCCAACGAGAUCUGGGUGAGGAAGACCAGCGACAGCACUAAGAUGAGGAUCUACUUAGGCCAGCUUCAGCGUGGGCUCUUUGUUAUCCGCCGGCGGUCAGCAGCUUGACUUUCUACAGUGUUCUUUUUCCCAUGACCCUUCCAGAGUGUUUCUUGUUUUUGUUUUGUUUUGUUUUCUUUUUAAUAGAAAAUUUCUAACUUACUGGGAGUAGCUCCCUGGCCUUGGAAAUGGAGAACACGGUCAUGGAUUCUCAAGGCACGUUUGUGGCCGGCCACUUUCAUCCUGUCUUUUCUGCCUCAGCUUCUUCCAGACAUCAGUCAGCAUAGGACUGUUUUAUUCUCAGGAGUAUCAGGGGUUUGACUUAGUUUUUCCUUUUAUUUCUUUAUUUUUUGCUUACACUUUGUCUUUUUUUUGGCCUGCUUUGAGUUUGAAGGGGCAGCUUUUUCCAUUAUCUUUAGGUCUUUCCACCAUGGAGAAGAACAGGAAGGGAUACAAUCUACGGGGCAUUUUCAUGUUUUGAAUCUGAUUAGUGGAUCACGUAGUUACUUUUGUCAAACCCAAUUCACUAUUUUCCCAGAAGCUUGGGGCAGAGGUCCUAGCAGAUGGAGAUUAAUUCUCCUGGCUCUCAGCCUUCUCAGAGAAGUAAGCGGCUUGUGUAAAAUUUGGUGCAUGCCUUCCAUUCCACUGGCUGAAUGACGGAAGAAUUUGUCUGGGAGACAAGGUGCACUGAAGUAAAUGGAGUAAGGGAGGGGACCUUUCAUAUUCGUAAUGUGCUAAAGUUACCGCAUUUUUAAAUGUUAUUUAAUGCAGGUGAUUUAUUCAGACACAUUUGUUUUAGCUCAAGCUGGAGCAAGAAGUGGUCAUUUCAGGAAGUUUCAUUUGUAAUUCCUUUCUCCCCUAUUCCCAAGUAGAUAGAAGUGGUAUGUGCCACAGGCUGAUUAUCUGGGUAAUCUCCAGUAGGUGGGCAGGUGAGAGUGAUAGUGCCGUAAUCAGUGAUCUGUAGACAGCCAUGCAUAAUUCAGGUUUCACUCUUGUUGCUGGUGCCAUUAUCACAUGUUGGCCCUUCCAAACCUGUGGAACCUCAUUGUCAGGCAGUGAGCCACCUAUAGACUCCCAGGAGAUGUAUAGUCCAGGUUGAAGACAAGGGAAGCUCUGCUGUAGCUACCACUGAACCCGCACUCUGCCUAGUGGGUCCCAUUGAGACAGUCUUCCCUACGUUCCCUGUUCCUUCUCAUUCCCAUUUUUUAGAGAAGUGAUUCAUUGGGUGAUAGGAUUUUCUGUACCCUAGUUGCCAUCUUGGGGUGUUUAAGGUGAAAUUGCACUUAGAGCAACUGUUGGCAUCUCUAUGGGCAAUCAGUUGACCUUACACAUCCUAGGAAAUCUUUGUAAUUCCCUUGGUCUCAAGUGAGUCUCUUCUGUUGUCUCUUGAGGUACAUAUCCCAAAGCAAUUUUGGGUGCCACAAAAGACAAGUAAAUCACCUUCUACCAAGCUCUGGCUUCCACAGAGACCAAACCUUACUGACUCAGAGUAAAGACUUGUACAGAUAGAUUUUUGUUUUAAUUUAAAAAUCCCUUUUCUUUUUCUCCCUUUUUUUUCUUUCUGGUGUUGGAGUCUUAUUUAGAAAACAGGAUAAAUGAUGUUGUUAUCAAAAGUU